Molecule: messenger RNA, 3585 nt
Organism: Fusarium tjaetaba
Lineage: Eukaryota; Fungi; Ascomycota; Sordariomycetes; Hypocreales; Nectriaceae
Product: Sex-determining fem-1
Exons: 4
Coding region: 1-3585 (1194 amino acids)
Molecular function (GO): protein binding
Source: RefSeq, a predicted model, not a curated record
AUGGGUGCGACAACAACGUCAUACCCCGGUGAGGGGGACUGGCUGAAACACCAAAACAUGAUCCGAUAUGAAUAUCUGGUCAAAGACACGUCGCUCAAAGAUUUGGUGAUUUUGCUGAGAGCUCAGGGAUUGAAUGUAACAAAGGCACAGCUUGAGUAUAGGCUCAAGAACUGGAACCUCAGCAAGAACAUCGACAAGGAGACAUGGCAAUACAUUGAUCGGAAGAUCAGAAAGCGCAAAGAUGAGGGAAAAGACAGUGAUGUCAUACACUGUGGCAAGAGGUUGAAAAAGCUCAAGGUCACGAAAGAGACGAAUCGUCAUCGAGAAACCAAUAUCUUUGCUCGAUUCAAAACGCCUCCGCCUUCGCCUACGAAUCUACAGCUUAGCAUUUGUACUCCACCGGCAUUGCAGAUGAGCAGUAACUGGCCGUUGUCUCUCCCGUGGAUCAGCUUACAAAAUAGCAAAUGGAACAUCACGAUCAACUCUGCUGCUUCCAAGGGUGUGGCAUUACAACAUAAGCAUCAGGCUGAUAUUGCGACGUCACUGAUGAUGUCAAUGUUGGCUCCUACCAAAGACAACCGCUCUGUCACCUUGUCUAAGCUAAUAGCGGGUGCAAACAAUUUGAUACCGGAAUGGUACCCAGGAGAGCACGAAGAGACUGCUCAGAAUAUGCUCGCUGGUCCCUCGUUCAAGUCUGCCUCCGAAUGCUUCAAACUCAUGGUAUACAUGAUGUCAAAUUCGAUGCUGUUUCAGGACAGAAGACACCUGGAAUUCAUUUUCAGCCUCAUGGGAAAUGGAAGUUUAGAUACCUUGGCCGAAUUCAAGAAACUCCGGAACGAGAGCCCGACCAUCCGAGCAUUUCUUGAAAAUCUCUUUCAAUUAGCGAUUAGAGAGGUCACAUCAGUCAUCAUAAUCAGCAACGUUAAUCCCCUCUCAAAACCCCUGGCUCUCAUCGAAUGGCUCUUAGAAGUAGGGAUAGACCCAAAUUGCCAUUGCCAUGACGUCUUCCGUCAAAGCUCAGUCUUGGCCACGCCUAUCCAGCAAGCAGUCAAAGCCGGUUCGAUAGAGCUUGUCCAGUUGCUUCUACGUUAUCGCGCUCGGGCUGAUAUUCCUCAAUGCAGGACCAAUGAAACAGCCUUCGUCAACCUGGUUCUCGAAAGCCGAGGUAGCGAUGCAGGGAGAUUCCGAAUGCUGAACUUGUUGUUUGAUCAUAAGUUCCUCAGUGAAGAUGAAAUGCUCCGUGCAGCAAUUGAACUAGGCGAUACAGCAUUAAUGUUGAAGAUGCUACAACAUGACCCCGACGUUACGAGUCACGAGACCGUCUGGCUACACCCGGCAUGUCGCCGACAACAGACUCACAACCAGACAUACUUGGCAGACUCAUCAGCUCUGAUGAUGGCGGUCCAGGCGGGAGGCAUCAUGGCGGAUUAUAUGCUGGAUCACUUGUUAGUGAGACGCCAGCCUACACCUGCGGUCUUGGCAGAUGCCUAUAUAGCCGCAGCCUAUGGGGGCCAUUAUAACAUCAUUCUGCGACUUGAGGAAUUGCAUAAUUCCGGGGUAAUUUGCAACAGGGAAGGAAUUACACCUCUAGAAGUAGCGGUGGUCGGUGGCGUUCCAAGAGUGUGCAAACAUCUUCUCGAGCGAUAUGGAGGUGCAUCAACCUUGCUGUUGCUUGUCGCGGCCGAACUUGUCAAAAUCGAUGUACUACAAUUACUCAUCGACCACGGAGGUGACCCCAACAGUCCAAUUUCCCAAAAUGACUUCAAGUUGUACCAAUAUCUUGAUAUGGACUAUAGCGGCUAUGAAUUGCCGAGCUCCGUCCUCAAUAUUCUGAUCCAUGGAGAUAUUAGAAAUAGUCAUAUGGAACAGAGUAUCCUAACACUAAUCCAGAACGGAGCCUGGCUUUCGCGUGGCGACAUAGCGGAGCUUUCACGGCGUGGCUUUCACAGAUGUUUAGAAGCCGCCCUUGCGGUUGGCGGCAAUCCCAAUGAUCAAGAUGGAGGCAAACGUACAGCGCUUCAAUACGCUUUGGAUGGUACGUGGUCGUUCAGUGGCGACGGCCAGAUUACUAGGGCGUUUCGCUCUGCUGAGCUUCUGAUUGAAACAGGAGCGAAGCUCAAUGGCGGGGAAGUUGUCAGAGCCAUUGAUCUUCAGAACAAAGAGCUAAUACUGUAUCUUUUACGGCACGGUGGAACACUUACUGAUGUUGAUGGAGCCGGAAAAGGUUGUCUUGAAGCCGAGAUAAUUGCGCGAAACGACCCGUUCCUGCGAGAAGCUCUUGAGAUGCAGGAUUUUGCCAUUGAUGCCGGGCCGUUCUGUGCGGCGAUACAUCAACAGGAUUGGGAUCUUGUUGGGAGACUUUUCGAACGAGCUCACAAACCGACAAACUGCCACCUACUGGAGGGAACCGCCGUGGGCUUGGCUGCCAGGGCAGGCAGACUCGACAUCUUGGACAGGCUUCUCGCCCGAUUCACUCAUCCAUCCGUGUUAUGCUCCGCAAUCUUGCCCGUCAGGCUCCAUGAUGGGGUAAUGACAGCAAUCGAACCGUACCACGAAAGGCUAGGUUACUGGCGUGCACCCAAACAUCAAAACGGGUCGAUACUUAUCACGGCAAGCCCUCUCACCUUGGCCGGUCUUGGUGAUGAUACUUCUGGUUUCAGGGAACUUCUUCGUCGCGGUUGCUGUAUGGAUAUAGUUACCUGGAAUGUUCUUGCGAAUAGUCAUAGAUCAUAUGACUAUUUACCACUACUAACAGAGUUUGGCUGUGGGCUCGGAUCUCCCACCAAAUACGAUGCAGAGUUGGAUACGGCAUUGUGCAAAGCAAUCAAAAUGAGGCAGAACGACCUGGCGAAGUAUUUGGUGGAAGUGGGAGCAGAUGUCAACGAAUUCGACUUAUCUGUGUCUGCACGUGCAUCACCCCUCCAGUGCGCUGUGAAGGAAGGGAACAUCGAUAUGGCCACAUAUCUUCUUGAAACGGGAGCAAACGUAAACGCCCCUCCGGCCCACAGCAAAGGCGCAACUGCUCUCCAAUUCGCCGCCAUAAACGGCUACAUUGGGUUUGCACGGCAUCUGAUCCAGCUCGGUGCCCGAGUCAACGCAAGGGGGCCCAGCAGAUUUGGCAGGUCUGCUCUAGAGGGAGCAGCAGAACAUGGGAGGCUUGACAUGCUUGCGCUGCUGAUCCAUCAUGGCGCUGUUACAACGGGCCAAGGGCGUCAGCAGUUGGUCACUGCUGUUGCAUAUGCUCAGUCGAUGGCGCAUCACACUGUAGCUGAGUGGCUGAAGGAGAAGUGUGGUUGGGAUGGCGCAGACCAGCAUGCAUUACAGCGUAGCGAUGUGAAUCAGGAGACAUGGAUGGAGUGCCUGAUGUCGUUUUGCUGCGACGAGUACCAUGACGACAAUGUUAAGUGCACCUACCAUUAUUCUGAGGAGCAAAGGAAGGAUCAUAUUAGACAGUGCUGGCGGUGUCUGAGAGUACAAUUGAGAGAAGGUUAUGAAGAUGGAAGUGACAAUGACAGCAUUAGUAGCUUUUCCGGUGAGGAUGAGGAUAUAGACAUGGAGGAUGAUGAGAGUCAGCAGUACAUCUGA